AUGCAUCUCUGGAAGAAGCUCUCGCUGGCCACACUGUCGUCAGGUAUUCCGACCCUGGCACAGCAGGUCCAUAACCUCGGUGGUGACGGCUGGACGGUCAGCAGUAAGGCGCUUAACAUCAGUGUCCCUGGCCAUUUGCCUUCUCAGGUGCACUUGGAUCUAUUGGCGGCCGGAAAGAUCGAUGAACCAUACUGGGGCCUCGGUGAUUUUAACGACCGCUGGAUUGUUACCAAUAAUUGGACCUAUACAAGCAAGCCAAUCCGUGGAUUAUCGCCCAAAGCGAAAUCUUCUUGGCUUAUUUUCGACGGACUCGACACCUUCACCACAAUUGAAUUCUGUGGACAGUACAUUGGUACAACUGAUAAUCAAUUCCGCCAGUAUACUUUCGACAUUUCGCAAGCAUUGAGCGGUUGCCAGGGUGAACCCGUGGUGUCAAUCGAUUUUGGAAGCGCGCCCAAGAUUGCGGGUGCUAUCGCUGCUGACCCAUCUUCGGAGAAGUGGCCUUAUGGUCCUCAGCAGGUCUACGAGUAUACGAACCGCUGGUACAUUCGGAAAGAACAGUCAGACUUUGGAUGGGACUGGGGCCCUGCCUUUGCACCCGCUGGUCCAUGGAGAGAUGCAUACUUGGUCCAGUUUGACCACGAAGAAAGUGUCUAUAUUCUCAACACGGAUUUGGACAUUCACCGGCAGGGGCAGAUCAAUCAUAUUACUCCAGACCAAAGCGCACCUUGGGUUGUGAAUGCCAGUCUCGACUUUAUUGGAACCCUUCCCAGCCGCCCGUCCAUGACCAUUGACAUCAAGGACGUCGAGUCAGGAGAGUCUCUGAAACAAGGGACCUUGGAAAAUAUCUCCGUGUCUGGGAAGGCCAUCAGUGGCAGCAUCGUCCUUGACGCCAAUGCGCCUAAACUGUGGUGGCCUAACGGCCUGGGCAAGCAGAAUUUGUACUAUGCUACUGUUACCGUUCACGAUGGUCAGGAGGAAUUGGCUAGUGUGACGAAGCGUACUGGUUUCCGCACGAUUUUCCUCAACCGCAACAACAUCACAGAGGCACAACUUGCUCAGGGAAUCGCCCCUGGAGCAAACUGGCAUUUUGAAGUCAACGGACAAGAGUUCUACGCCAAGGGGUCAAACCUGAUUCCACCCGACGCUUUCUGGCCCCGUGUCACCGAGGCCAGGAUGCAGCGGCUGUUUGGCGCCGUUGUGGCUGGACGCCAAAAUAUGCUCCGGGUCUGGGCCUCCGGUGCCUACCUCCCUGACUUCAUGUACGAUCUUGCGGAUGAGAAUGGUGUUUUGCUGUGGAGUGAAUUUCAAUUCAGCGAUGCCAUGUAUCCUGUUGAUCAGCCCUUCCUGGAGAACGUUGCCGCAGAAGUUGAGUACAAUGUGAGACGUGUCAACCACCACCCUUCUUUGGCCUUAUGGGCGGGUGGGAAUGAGAUCGAGAGCCUGGAGCUGCCUCUCACCCAGGAAGCUGACCCAGACCAUUAUUCCUACUACGUUGGUCAGUAUGAGGAACUGUUCAUCAGUCUCAUUCUGCCCAUCGUUUAUGACAACUCGCGAUCCAUCUCAUACAUGCCCAGCAGCACAAACAAUGGCUUUCUUUGGGUCAACAUGUCCGCUCCGGUUCCCAUGGCCGAACGCUAUAACAACAUCACGGCAGGAUCCUACUACGGAGAUACGGACCACUACAAUUAUGACAGCAGCGUGGCCUUUGACUUCGAUAGCUAUCCUGUGGGCCGCUUCGCGAAUGAAUUCGGCUUCCAUAGUAUGCCCAGCUUGCAAACCUGGCAACAAGCCGUGCCUCCCGACAUGUUGCACUUUAACAGCAGCACUGUUAUGCUCCGAAACCACCACUAUCCGUCCGGCGACUUGAGCACGCACAACUUCAAAAAUUCCUCCAUGGGAAUGGGAGAGAUGACUAUGGCCGUCGAACGGUACUACCCUAUCCCAAACAAGGAGGACAGUGUUGCCAACUUUAGUGCCUGGUGCCAUGCGACUCAGUUGUUCCAGGCUGAUAUGUACAAAUCUGAGAUCCAAUUCUAUCGCCGCGGCAGCGGAAUGCCAAAUCGCCAGCUUGGGUCACUUUACUGGCAGCUCGAAGAUAUUUGGCAGGCUCCCACAUGGGCGGGCAUUGAGUAUGACGGACGCUGGAAGGUUCUUCAUUAUAUGGCGCGUGAUAUCUAUCAGCCAGUCAUUGUCUCUCCUUUCUGGAAUUAUUCGACUGGCGCGCUUUCAGUUUAUGUGACUUCCGAUCUCUGGGAGACAGCGACUGGGUCUGUCAGCCUCAAAUGGCUGGAUCUGUCCGGCAAGCCUCUUGCAGGCAAUGCAGGCAUACCGGAGACCAAGCACUUUACCGUCGGUGGUCUCAAUACCACCCAGAUUGUCGCAACAAACAUUGCGGACCUCUCUAUUCCAGACAAGAAGAAUUCAGUCUUGGUGAUGUCUGUCACUGCUCAAGGCCACCUUCCAAAUGCCGAGAAUAAUUCACCCAGCACUUUCACCCACCAGAAUUUCUUCACACCCACCUGGCCCAAGGACCUUGCUCUUGAGGACCCGAAAAUUGAACUCUCUCACGAUGCCCGAACUGGCACUUUUACUGUGGAGGCCAAGAACGCCGUUUCCCUUUAUACCUGGCUUGACUACCCGGCCGGUGUGGUCGGGUACUUUGAGGAUAACUCAUUUACCUUGGUUCCAGGCGAGAAACGUACGCUCAAGUUCACUGUUCAGACCGAUGGAACGGAUGGGAAGUGGAUGCAGGGUGUUACAGUGACCAGCUUGUGGGAUCAGACCACCAGUUGA
This is a messenger RNA of Penicillium riverlandense, 2796 nucleotides long. RefSeq lists its product as uncharacterized. Lineage: Eukaryota; Fungi; Ascomycota; Eurotiomycetes; Eurotiales; Aspergillaceae. The record is from RefSeq and is a predicted model, not a curated record. The transcript has 5 exons. Gene Ontology annotation, biological process: glycoprotein catabolic process; carbohydrate metabolic process. Gene Ontology annotation, molecular function: beta-mannosidase activity. Bases 1 to 2796 code for a protein of 931 amino acids.